This is a messenger RNA of Oryzias melastigma (Indian medaka), 3142 nucleotides long. RefSeq names its product phospholipid phosphatase 5 (gene plpp5). The record is from RefSeq and is a predicted model, not a curated record. Bases 224 to 1024 code for a protein of 266 amino acids. NCBI's taxonomy places the organism in Eukaryota, Metazoa, Chordata, Actinopteri, Beloniformes, Adrianichthyidae. The transcript is spliced from 8 exons. Gene Ontology annotation, biological process: phospholipid metabolic process. Gene Ontology annotation, molecular function: phosphatidate phosphatase activity.
GCCGAGUCAUCAAUUAGCUUAACUUGCCUCCUCUGUGACAUCCCUGUUUCCAUGUAUUCGUGAAUUUCCCCGUCGCCCAGAAGAGAGGAUGACUAGGAGAGCCUCUCGAUAACUGCGCUUCUUUGUCGGGGAAAGAGGGUGGUUUAAGAAAUGGCAAGCUAAAGUCAAAGGGAGGAGGAUUGAGCAUGUUUGAUGUUGACUGAAGUCCAAUCCCUGAACCAAGAUGAAGAGGAAGCUGCUGCGUGGGUUCUUGUCAGAAGUUUCCGUCCGGCUGGUGUUGUUCUUGGUGUUUUUAGUGACAGAGCAGCUUCCUCCUUUCUACCGGGAGAUCCAGCCGGAGGAGAUGUGGCUGUAUAAAUUCCGUCGUGUGGAGAAAGAUCAUGUACCUACGUCUCUUAUGUUUAGUAUUGCUGUUUUCACCCCUCUGGUUGUAAUCCUGGCUUUCGCCUUCCUGAAUAAAUCAGAACGCGGCGAUCUAAAAGAAGCCUCUCUGGCUGUGACCCUGACUCUGGUGCUUAAUGGCGUUUUCACCAACGUCAUCAAACUUGCUGUCGGCAGGCCCAGACCAGACUUCUUCUACCGUUGUUUCCCAGACGGUCAGAUGAACUUGGACCUGCGCUGUAGCGGUGACCCAGAUAUUGUCAUGGAAGGCAGAAAGAGCUUUCCCAGCGGGCACUCUUCCUUUGCCUUUGCAGGUUUGGGUUUCACCUCCUUGUAUAUUGCGGGGAAGCUGCGGUGCUUCAGUACAGCAGGUCAGGGCAGAGCGUGGCGGCUGUGCACAUUCCUUACCCCGUUGCUGGUUGCGACUGUAAUUGCCCUCUCUAGAACCUGCGACUACAAACAUCACUGGCAAGACGUGUUGGUGGGCUCUCUGCUGGGCCUGGCCUCCGCCUGGCUCUGCUACCGACAGCACUUCCCUCCUCUUCAGGACACCGACUGCCACAGACCUCUGCGACACAGGGACACGCUUCCCGCUGCACAAGACCGCAAGCUGGCCAACUCCAGCUACAUCCUACCCUUAUAGAAGCGUUACCCUCCACUGAUGUUAUUUUCAAUGGAGUACAAUGUAAAUUCCCGUUUUUGCACCUUUAGGAUUCUCCGUUUUAUGUGUAGAAUAACAAUCUUCUGUUAUCAAUAGUUAAGGAGAUCAUCUGAAAUGAUGUUAGCACACAGUCCAACGAUCUAAACAUGACAACAAGCCCACAGCACAAAUGUUUUCGGACUCCUCUGCGGAUCCUGAUGCCGUUUUCUCCACGCUCAGGUGAACUUCAAACGCAGCAGAGAAGCGUCCACCAAAAGGUCUUCUGCCCCUUACUUAACUCUGUCAGCUGUUGUUCAUUUAGGGCAAAACUUUGUGAUUUUUCAAGAAUCAUAUGUGAGUCUUAAAAGAAGCUGCCUGAAAAUGAUGAUGGAUUUGUGUUAACACUAUGAACAAGCUCAAAGACAUGGUUGUAGAAGAUGGAAAAGUUUCACAAAUGUUACAAAUUAGAUUUAUGUUCAAGUUUAUAUAAAUAAUCUGGUAUAUAGUUAAAAUGUAAGACUCAAUUUUUCUUUUGAAAAAACAGACUAUUCCAUUUCUUAAUGACUUUUUUCUUAAAAACUAUAUUUGAAUCAACUCCGUUAGCAUGAAUUGUUAAUUGCUGCCUAUGUUUUGGCUGCUUAAGGUCUUUUAGUCUUCCUCUAGCAUAUUUUGAAUGUUUCUAUUGCCAGAUUUCUUUAAUCUGGAUUAGCCUUUUUCUGUCUAAUUCUCAGCAUAACAUUCUGAUGUAGCAUUCUUACUUUCGGCUUUUCUUCUAGUGCCUGCUGUGCUCCAAUGAUAAUCACAUCCCGGAUUGAGCUGAACAGCACACCUUAGAGGGAUUAAGACAGUAGAGUCUUGUUACUUUGUUUUUUUGAUGACACAUCUGUUUGAACGAGCCCGGUUGUGGUUAAAAUGUGUGCACGUGUAGGUUGUUGGAGGACAGACGGAUUCAGGUCGGUGGUGAUGAUGCUCGCUUUCAGUCCUGCUGGUCAGGUUUUCUACGCUGUGAAUGGCUACAAUUUUGUGUUCUUUAUAAAACCAGUAAUAUCAUUCCUGUUAAUUUGCUAGAUUUGACACUUUCCUUAAUUUACACUGCUGUUGUUUCUUUCCAUGGUGAACUUCCUGUUUUUGUGUUUUUUUACUUGAACCUUUCAGUUUUACAGGGCCAUAGCACUUUCUUCUGUUUCUUCUUUUUGUCUCUUCCAGAAAAAGAAAUCAAAAGAAUGGAAAAUGUUGUGCCUUCACUCACCUCUUUGAUCAUGUCAGUAAUCGAUUUGUCUUUGUUCUAAAUUAAUUGUCGACAGGAAACACACUGUUUAAUGUGGCAUUCAGCGUUGAUCUCAACAAAAACUUGAACUUCUCCUCAUAAAUGUUAAUCUUGAAAGUGAAAACGUGGAGAAUAGAAGUUACAUCAUGUGGACGGGGGACUUUGGAAACCAAAUGUUUACUUAGUCUGUUACUUCAGAAAAAAUGUGCUAGAGUAUUUGAUCUGAAAGCUUGUUAAUUUAUUCAAACUGUCUUUGUUCUGUGACGAGUGUGUCGAUAGAAUCAUGUUUCACAACAUUCCGAUUUACUUUACAGCAUUUUGGUGAAGUCCUGCAUGCUUGACCCAUAAACCCAUUGCUCUGGUCUAUUCUUUGAACUUUAACCCCAUCAGUACAUAUACGUUGGAACAGGUUACUCAUUUUUUUUAAAUCUUUUGUCAUUACUAAAGCCUGCUAUGUUACUGUGAAGUCAGGACAGCGUCACGGUUGAACGUUGUGAUGCUUUUGAUGAAACUUGUCGGUGACUCUUGUCAAACUGUGGUUUGGAAUACUUCUGCAAUGCUGCCUGUUGUUCGCACUUUUUCUUUGGGGUCCAUCCAUGUUUGGAGUUGGGAAAUAACAAGCAAGGUUAUUAACUACAUGCUAAAGCUAGCCAAAAAUCUGUUCAGUAUAGUUAUAUGUGUGUUAGAUCAAAACUGUUGGACUGUAGAUUAAAAAAAACUGAGAUGUGGAAAAUGUGUUUUUGUUUUUUCUUUUUCAUUUUUGUACAUAACUGGAAUGGAUUUCAUUCUAAGGUAUGUUAUUGUACUGAGUAAUUUUAUGAAGUCAAAUCACUGAUUAAAACUCUUAAAAUAAA